Messenger RNA from Pocillopora damicornis (cauliflower coral), 743 nucleotides. RefSeq names its product muscle LIM protein 1. Gene Ontology annotation, molecular function: actinin binding; structural constituent of muscle. The record is from RefSeq and is a predicted model, not a curated record. Lineage: Eukaryota; Metazoa; Cnidaria; Anthozoa; Scleractinia; Pocilloporidae. Gene Ontology annotation, cellular component: nucleus; cytoplasm; Z disc. Gene Ontology annotation, biological process: sarcomere organization; muscle tissue development.
GUUGACUGAUUUUAUCGAGCAAAACAAAAAGUAAUUAAAUUCUCUUCGACCCUAAUAAAAAUAGCGAGGUUGUAGGUUGAAGCUCAUCAUUGUGUUGUUUGGUACGAGAUUCUAUCGAAUGCGCUGACUCUGUUUGUGCAGUUCAAGGAAGCCAACAUGCCUUUUACUCCAGCACCUCAAAAGAAAUGCCAGAGAUGUGCAAAGUCCGUUUACCAAGCCGAAGAGAAAAAAGACUCAAACGGCAAACCGUGGCACAAGAGCUGCUUCACGUGUACGGAUUGCAAAAAAGGCUUGGACAGUACUACUCUGACCAUGCACGACGAUGAUAUCUACUGCAAGAGCUGUUAUGGUAAAAAUUAUGGCCCCAAGGGAUACGGAUUUGGAGGCGGGGCUGGGGCGUUAACAAGGACACAAUGAAAUGGAUUUUCUGAUUGGCUAGUGUUUAUAUCGUUGGCACAGGCUGUUAAUUGACCAAUUGAUUUAUCUGUGAUUGUUACGUUGAUAGAAAUUUUCUCUCUUCUUCAUUUUUGUAUUAAUGACUGAUAAAAUGACUGGAGUUAAAAAAUUGGUUUCUUUAGUAGAGACAGGAGGUAAUGGGCUCCUGUUAGAGAGGACAUUUUUUUUUACUUGUUCUCGCCUAUUAUGAUUUAUAGUCACGAUUAAAAUUCGAUAUUUAGACCCAACUGUAUCUUUUGCUAGGAAUAUCGAGAGAUCUCUGAUAAAUAAAUUUUUUUUUUUAACCA